UGUCGAAUUCGCAUCGUCGUGUCGCUCGUUUCUAGUCGUUAUAUGUAUAAGUGUCUGCGUGAAAAUAAUCAUCGUGUAGAGCAGUCAAACAGAAACUGUCUACUGGCUGGGGCGAGAUAGCUCAUCAGACUCCGUCGCUGUUCCCUGUCUAUUACGUAGUUUUAUCAUCAUUUUCCAAACCCACAGUAAAUAAAUUCACACAACAAAAUGAGCUUCUUCGCAAAAGUCUUCAGUGGGAAGAAAGAGGCACCCACUCCGACGACAGCCGAGGCCAUUCAGAAGCUGAGAGAAACCGAAGAGAUGCUAGUGAAGAAGCAGGACUUCCUCGAGACCAAAAUCGAGCAAGAGAUUCUCACUGCCAAAAAAAACGGCACCAAGAACAAAAGAGCUGCAAUCCAAGCACUCAAACGAAAAAAGCGAUAUGAAAAACAGUUGCAACAAAUUGAUGGAACUUUAUCGACAAUCGAAAUGCAACGAGAGGCUUUGGAAAGUGCUAAUACAAAUACUGCUGUACUUACUACUAUGAAGAAUGCAGCUGAUGCUCUGAAAGCAGCACAUCAGCACAUGGAUGUUGAUCAAGUUCAUGACAUGAUGGAUGACAUAGCUGAACAACAAGAUGUGGCUAAAGAAAUUUCAGAUGCAAUUUCUAAUCCUGUAGCCUUUGGUCAAGAUAUUGAUGAAGAUGAACUUGAAAAAGAGUUGGAAGAACUGGAGCAAGAAGAGCUUGACAAAGAACUAUUGGGAAUACAGACAACUGAUGAGCUACCAUCAGUGCCAGCAGCUAAUUUGCCUGCUGAGCCUGUUAAAAAAUCAAAACAAAAACAAGAAGAAGAUGAAGAUUUGAAGGAACUGGAACAAUGGGCAGCGUAAGAUUUGAAUGAGUGUUUGAAUGUUUGUUAAAUCCAAAAUAAAAAAUGUACAUUUUUGAAAAACUUGCAAACCAGAAUAAAUAACAGAUAAUGUUGUCAAAAGAUUCUUGUGUAUAUCAGGGAGACAAUAUGUUAUUAGCUGAAAUGAUCAAAUGAUCUUUUCUUUUAUAAAUAUUAUAUCACAUAUUUGAUUUAUAGAAUAUUUGUAAAAUAAUGCUUUUUCGAAUAAUUAGUAAUCUGCUUUCAGUAUUGAAAAUACCAUGCAAAAAUCUUUAAAUUUAUAGUUUCUUUUUUAAAAAGGAACAAGUGUGAUAAGAUUAGUUAUAAUUGAUAUCUUUAACUUUUCUGAGCCACCAACCACUGAUAGUGCACACAAUUGAAUACAAUGAGACAAAUAAUUAAAAUUAUUUUUAUUCAGAAACAAUGUAAUACAAACUUGUUUUAUUGACUUUCAAAAAAGCUGCAAGCGUUCACAGUUAUUUUAACAAACAUUAACUUUACCAUUAUUUUCUAGAGUAGAUCUGCUGUUAUUAAAACAUGAGGAUCGCUUUCAAGUUAAGUUUUACUCUUAUGUAUAUAGCUAAUUUUUAAAAUAAUUAACUAAAUACCUUUUCACAUAAAAAUUGCUGAAUUUAAAAUGAUUACAUUUGCUAAAAAUAAAUUGUUAAGAAACAAGACUUUGACUAACAAUUGUUAAUUUUCAUCAAUUAAAAGCAAUAUCAUUUAGAAAAUGUAGAUAUAUAACUAUAGCUUUGUAUACUUUUAUGACAUUAAAAUAACUUUUUAAACAA
Messenger RNA from Trichogramma pretiosum, 1660 nucleotides. It is a transcript of the gene shrb, whose product is annotated as charged multivesicular body protein 4b. Lineage: Eukaryota; Metazoa; Arthropoda; Insecta; Hymenoptera; Trichogrammatidae. The transcript is spliced from 4 exons. The coding region runs from base 208 to 870 and encodes 220 amino acids. Gene Ontology annotation, cellular component: ESCRT III complex; multivesicular body; cytoplasmic side of plasma membrane. The record is from RefSeq and is a predicted model, not a curated record. Gene Ontology annotation, biological process: vesicle budding from membrane; late endosome to vacuole transport via multivesicular body sorting pathway.